Physcomitrium patens is the source of this 5802-nucleotide messenger RNA. Its product is annotated as E3 ubiquitin-protein ligase UPL7-like. Gene Ontology annotation, biological process: protein polyubiquitination; ubiquitin-dependent protein catabolic process. The record is from RefSeq and is a predicted model, not a curated record. Gene Ontology annotation, molecular function: ubiquitin protein ligase activity. NCBI's taxonomy places the organism in Eukaryota, Viridiplantae, Streptophyta, Bryopsida, Funariales, Funariaceae.
UUUCUCUGGAAACGUCACUCGCUGAAGGCUGGGUUGGAUUAGCCCCAUGAAAUCGACCCUCCGCCCAGUGGAAGGACUGGUCACAAGCAAGGGAGAGCCAAAGGAAAGAGAAGUGCGCUCGUGCGCCGUCUUUCCCAAGCAGUUGGAAUCGCUGUUUUCGGCCGUCGAUUGUUGAUUUCGAUUCGCCGGAGCUCAAAGGUCGCGCUUCAUGUGGUUCAGUCUCUUCCCUACCUCGGUGUCCUAUUUUGUCGCUGGCUUUCUUCAUCCUCGUUGUGGUGGCGGCCUCGCAUUUUGCACGUCCAGCUUUGUCGCCAUGGCCGAGUAGAUGAAACGAUUCUCUUGGCAGCAUUAAGCUUUUGCAGCAUGUGACCGAGGUUCGUUGGACUCGCCUCCAGCUUUUCCCAACAGAGAGAGAGACGCAGGGAAACAACACGACAGCCUAGUGUUGGAUUGCGUUGCCGAUUGAUGCGUUGAAGUCCGGAGGGUGCUCUUUCUGCGUUGCUUCGUCGGCGAAUUUUAGUAUUUUAUUUAGUACUUUUUGGGUGAGCUGAUCUUGUGUUGCCUUUUUGGCGUUGCCGGGCAUUGCGUUCUGUUGGCGAGUGCGUCUAUUGCCUCGUUCGGACUUCUCGGAUUCGCUGGACUUUGGAGAGGUUGUCGUUGUGCGCCAGUGUGCGCUGUGAGGGUAGUGCUUCAUUUCUGCUUUCGGGUGUUUUUGUGAAGAUUCAGAGGUUCGGGAAGUAUAUGAUGGCACUGCACCGUCAUGUUAAGGUGCAUAGUGACGUUUAGGAGGCCCAUUGGCGAUGAAUAUAUUUAGCAUUGGCUCAACUAGGAGUUUUUUUUGUAAGAUCUUUUUUGCUUAGCUGGUCGGGGGGGGGGGCUUUGCGGUUUUUCAGUGACUGAAUCUGACAGGGAGGCAAUAUGUAGUGAAAUUUAACUUUGUUAUUGGCGAAUGAAUGGAAGGAUAGUUGCUGCUUUGAUCUUCCGCUGACAAUGUAUGCAGCAAAUUGUGCCUCCAGGCAGGGGUUACAGGUGCGGAGUGCCGAAAUUCAAGUGUUUCAUGAUUCACGCUCGGUCAAGUCAGACUUUUGUUCUCUUUGAGUCCAUUGAGCUCUGGCCUUCCACGAACAAUUAUCAGUGGCUCCCAUUUGUUAUAAACUGAAGGAAGUGGCUGCUAGCCAAGACAUCCUGGAAUUCGUUCUCUUUGAGUUUGUUUCUGGUUAUGAGGAGCAUGAAGAUGAGAACAUGAUUACGGGAACUAUGCAACACGUUCCUAGAGUUACAAAAGUUCGCCAGGUGUCUCUUGGAGGUGCCAGUGCAAGAGAGCUAACUCGAGAUGAGUUGCUGGGACGGGUGGCCCAACAGAGAGCAGUUCGAUCUUUUGGCAAGCAAGCUACUGCCUCAGCGCUACUUAUUCAGAGGGUAUGGAGGGGUCGAACCAUUGCAAGGCAGGCUGCCGCUCAAGCCCGCACCGAUUGGGACAAGCAGUUUUUUCUACGACAUGGUGAAUAUCAAAAUCCGAUUUCCGCUGAUGCAAUCUCUAAUCAAAUGCUGCGUCCACUCUUCAUGUUUCUUAGACAUUCAAGCUGCUUCGAUCUACAUCAGACACAAGAAGGUGCUGAAGAUGCGGGUCGUCUCGCGACAUGUUUUCGAGUACUCUUGCAAAGCAUCCACAAUCCAGACAUGCGGUACAACUACUGCGACUUAUCUGUUGGAUUUCCGGACAAAAUGUCGAAAUGGAUCUACCAAGCUCGACAACUUCUGAGGCUUGCUUGUGCGGCUUUAGGAAAAAAGGGACAUGAAUUCGAACCGAAAGCGUCGGACAAUAAUCACAUUACACUGGAAGCCUCCAAUUUGGCAGGAUUAGCUAUACGAGUUAUCAUUGGAUUAACGGACAGUGGUACAUGGAAGUGCUUUGAUGAGCCAGGGCAGGAAUUCAGGAAAAGGAAGGCCCAUCUUGUUGUUUUAGGUCUGUUGGAGUGGCUGGCUAGUGGAAGCGGUGGUCUCUACUUGGCUGUCCAGUCAUAUAUAUUGGCAAAUUUUCCUGUUCCAGGCAUAAAGGAUGACCAUGCCCGUUCCCGUGGAAAGAAAGACAAAUUUAUAAUUACGGCGAGCAUAAUCACUAUCACUUUGAGGCCCCUGCUGGUACUAUCCGCAGAGUGUAGUAGAGACAGAGACGAUGAGAAGACUUUUGAAGAUAAGGACUAUACAACUGCAUCAAACAGAGCAGCUGCACAGUUUUCCGCGCACAUUCUCACUAUUCCUUUUCUACCUCAACGUUUACCUCAGCCGUUGUUGCCAGCAUUGCAACAUCCCUCAGCUUUAUCUCCAUGCCUCCGUUGUUUUGGGGUGCCCAUCAGAAACAUGAUUCAAGCAGCUACAACUUCCUCUGCUUUACCCUCACUUUCCUCUCAGCAAGGAAAGGUUGAUUGCAAAUUAGCUGGUGUGCCACUCUCUGCUUGGGCUCUCUCCAAUCUCGUGUGCCUUUCUUCCCAUACUGUGAAUGACAAUGCUCGGUUUGUAAAUGGCUUGAUAUGUCAAGAAUAUGUGCAAGCCUUGUGCUGCCUCAUAGAGGACUUGAAUCCAUGGGUUGAAUCUACUCGAAAGCGUAAAAUGGCUGAGAAGAGUGCAAAUGAAGAGGAAGACGACAGGGAUGUUGAAGAUAACAAGAUUAUUAGAAUCAGGAAUGAGACUUCGAAAACACGUGAGACAAUCAUUUUCCAGUUACUUGUUGAGAGCUUAAGACCCCUGCAUCAGCAAUGGCACCUUCUUCAGCUCAUGAACGAAGCCGCAUUAAAUGAUUCUGCUCCCAUGGUAUUUUUAGUUGCCAAACGAUUACCCAAGGGUGAUACAGAUAAGCUUUUUAGUCAAUCAGAUGUUGCACGUUUAUAUUCCAAUUUGCUGCCAGCUUUUUCAGUCCUGAACCCCUUUGGAGGGGCAUUACCAAUUCUUAACCUUCUUGCCUUCACUCCUGGAAUACUUCCCCAGCUUUGGGAUUGGCUCCAAACCUCGCCAGGUCUUGCCCACCUUUUGAACUUAGAUUACUUUCAAGGAGAACCGAGUAUUGAACGAUGUGUUGAAACCCAACUGAGUAAAACCCAGAAAGAAUUAUAUAAUUCUAAGAAGAGAAGUACAGGCGGUCGAUUGGCUGCUGCUUUGGGGUGGAAAAGCAGGUCAAAAUCGGCUUGUUUUGCUGGUAGUAAUAACUCUUUCAUUGUAGAUAACCGCUCUUCAGGUAGGGCUCCUGAAAGACAGGAAUUUUUACCUGGGAGAUCGUCCAUUGGAGGAGUUUCGUUAACAAGAACAUUUGAACAAUCUGGUAUUUUGCCACCAAGGAGGUCUGUCGAUCGAGUAAGGCGCACUCCGCGGCGCUCCCCUGUUGGGCGACCAAAUUCAGAUACUCCAAGACCGUCAGUCGACCAGCUGGUUCCCACAUUUAGGGAUGAGCGUCUUUGGAGAUCUGAUGUUAUUAGUGAUCGUCCUGACACAAUCAGAUUUUUGGAGUCACCUCGGGUGUUGACAAGGCAGGGUGCGAGUGUAGACAGACGAGCUGUAUAUUUAUGAGUUCUGUAAAUUAUUUAUGUUAUUUGGUCGACUUACAGGGACACGGAGGCAGAAGUUGACGUGCCAUAUCGGAUGGCGGAAAUGGACUUUUCUAAGAAAGGUCCAGAUGGUGUGCCGGAGGACGUCUUACCUGUUCUUUUGCUGUUUUGCGCAGCGUAUUCCCAUCUGCUUCUUGUUCUUGAUGAUGAAGAAUUCUAUGAACACCAGGAGCCGUUCACGUUGGAUCAACAGAGAGUUAUUUCAACUAUGCUUAAUACUAUGGUGUACUGCGGGUUUUUGUCUACUUUUAAACGAAGAAACUCUCGUCUUAUGAAUGUAGCAAUCAAGUGUUUGAGGUCAUUAUACGAAAGAGAUUGCCGGCAUAGCUUCUGCCCUCCAGGCUUUUGGCUAGGUCCAGCUAAGACCAUGCGUCCUCCUACAGUUGCUGCAGCUCGAUCAUAUGAAGUUGCACUUGCUCUGGAGAGGUCCGGUGAUUCAUCGCAGGCACCAGCCCUAGGGAUUAUCCUGAGAACAAUUCCUCACGUAAUUCCAUUUGAAGAAAGGGUACAAAUAUUUCGUGAGUUUGUGCGAAGUGAUAAGUUGCUGAAGAUGGGAGGAGAUGCUGUUGGUUCAGGUCCAGGAACAAUCGAAGUAACUGUGCGACGGGACCAUAUUGUUGAGGAUGGGUUUGCUCAAUUGAAUGGUUUGGGAUCGAAGUUGAAGUCCUGUGUGAAUGUUUCUUUUGUUAACGAGCUGGGCCUCAAAGAGGCUGGUCUGGAUUAUGGUGGGUUGUUCAAAGAGUUCCUCAUCGACCUCGCCAAAGCAGCUUUUGAUCCCGGAUAUGGUCUUUUUUUUCAAACAGCCACAGAAGAGGGGUAUCUUUUUCCUCACGCUGCUGCUGGAAGUCUGGGCCAUGGAUUACGAAUGUUGGAGUUUCUAGGACGCAUUGUGGGGAAAGCUUUGUAUGAGGGAAUUCUAUUGGAGUACUCCUUCUCACCACUUUUCAUCUCGAAGCUUCUGGGUCGGUAUAGUUUUCUUGACGAGCUGUCUAGUCUAGACGCAGAGCUACACCGAAACCUUGUUUACCUCAAACAUUAUGGGGGAGAUGCUCGAGACCUAGCCCUGGACUUUACUGUAACAGAAGAACUUUUUGGUAAGCAUUAUACUGUGGAGUUACGACCGGGUGGUGCAGAUAUGGUAGUGACAAAUGAAAACAAACUGCAGUACGUUCAUGCCAUGGCCGAUUAUAAGCUCAACCGGCAGAUGAGACCUUUGGUAACUGCAUUUGCAAGGGGCAUGGCGGACAUUGUUGAUCCACAAUGGCUUGGUCUUUUCAAUGCCAAAGAAUUCAACCAGCUGCUGUCAGGUGGUGACCAUGAUUUUGACGUGGAUGACUUACGCGUUCACACUCGUUACACUGGUGGCUACACUGAGAGUAGUCGAGCUGUUAAGCUAUUCUGGGAGGUGGUCCGAGAGCUUACAGAAGAGGAAAGAUGUGCCCUUUUGAAAUUCGUCACCAGCUGUUCUAGAGCACCCAUUCUGGGAUUUAAGCAUCUCCAACCUGCCUUCACUAUACACAGGGUAGAAUGUGAGGCAUCAAUGUGGGCCGUCAUUGGUGGGCAAGAUGUAGAUCGUUUACCAUCUGCUUCUACUUGCUACAACACCUUGAAGCUCCCAACUUACAAGAGGGCACCCACUUUGAGGGAGAAAUUGCGGUAUGCCAUCAAAUCAAACACAGGCUUUGAACUCUCUUGAUUUCGUUGCAUUGGUGGAGGACUCAUGGGGCUGGUAAUUUUCUCAUUCGUGUACAAUUGGAAGGUAGAUAGCAGAACACAGUCAAAUGAUGUAUUGUGCCUUUUGACGCUCACACUUCGAUGUACAGAAUUUGUUGCUUGUCUGUGUUUCUACUUAGGUAUGCAUGAUACAGCAUUUGCUUGUGUCAUAAGAACCUUCCCAUUUUAGCCUUCGAAGGGCAGUGUGAAGCAAUACCAUACGAUGCUGAGGAUAAAUUCUUAGAGCAUUCUUCCAGAGAAGGUAGAUAGUUAUUUAGCUUGACCUGAUGGGGAAGGGUCAGUGUGGUCCAAAUAGCUUAGAUUCUGUAGCAUUGCAAUCUUCAUCUUUUUCAAGUUAAAAGGUCGAUAGCAAAGGAAAAAAACAGAAACCUAAUGGAAAACAACUAUCAUUCUUUACAUAUUGAAUGAUUGUAGAAAUUAGAAGAAGUUGUGUAAUGUUUUGGAAAUAAUCUAUGUGUUAUAAUUCCAA